Messenger RNA from Xiphophorus maculatus (southern platyfish), 1239 nucleotides. It is a transcript of the gene tafa5a, whose product is annotated as family with sequence similarity 19 member A5, C-C motif chemokine like. Gene Ontology annotation, biological process: G protein-coupled receptor signaling pathway. The transcript has 4 exons. Lineage: Eukaryota; Metazoa; Chordata; Actinopteri; Cyprinodontiformes; Poeciliidae. Bases 783 to 1181 code for a protein of 132 amino acids. The record is from RefSeq and is a predicted model, not a curated record. Gene Ontology annotation, molecular function: receptor ligand activity; G protein-coupled receptor binding.
GUAUUUUACGCAGCUUUCAUUGGAUAUUGGCGUAACGGCACCAGUCUGUAGUGAUAUCUGCGGCUUUCUCGCUGACGUAAUAUUGACUGAUCCGAAUGUUUACUUUGGACACGAUCACUUAGAGUCGCACAUUGCGCUCUUUCCCUCUCCCAGUCUCCGUCUCUCUGCCCGUCCCCUUUGCUUUCCUCCGGCGUUCACGCAAAGAUCCUAAUCCAUUCCCAGCUGAAAGGGUCACCUUAAAGGAGUUUUCUUUUCUUUUUGUGUGUGCGCGCGGACGACCCCUCUUGGGAUUCUAUUCUGUUCGAGUCGAGCUGGUGGAGAGCCGUGGAAAGAUACCACAGGUGAAUGGAGCUUUAACGACGCUGCGGUAGAGAUGAUUGAACAGUUUAAGGUUUCCAUGAGCGCAAUCUGUGCCUGAUUUGACAGAAGCCGAGUCUUUCGCGGCACUUUGUGAUAACUGAAGCGGACCGAGUUAGCUUUUUUCCCCCCCUCCUUUUUUUUGUUUUUUUUUUUGUUGAAGACAUAAAAAAAAUUCUCCUCUGGCUUUCCUAAAGGAUGAUAUGACCUUUUCUUUUGCGCAGUGGUGGCUGCUUUCCUUCCAAUUUCUUGGAUCUUUGUCAUGCCUUUCUGCAGGAUUACUCACGGAGAUAUGAGCGCACUAAGAAAUCGAGUUGGAUUGUAAAACAAAAUUGAGAUACAUUCUUUAAAACAAAAAUCCUUGCUCCUUUUUUAAAUUAUUAUUAUUUUUCACCAAAGCGGGAAGUGCUGCUUUGUGGUAAUCAAUGGCUUCGGUGCCGAGGUCGGCAAGGCGCAAAGAUGCCACUCGCUGGCCGAGGAUGUCGUCAACUUUUUGGGCUGUGGUGCUCCUGACGGCGCUGUUGGUUCUCUACUGCGGCCAGCUGGCAGCGGGGACAUGUGAGAUUGUGACGUUGAACAAGGACAGCAGCCAACCACGACGGACCAUCGCCAGGCAGACGGCCCGCUGCGCCUGUAAGAAGGGCCAGAUCGCCGGAACUACAAGAGCCAGACCUGCCUGUGUGGACGCUGGGAUUGUUCGAAAAAGGCAGUGGUGUGAGAUGGUUCCGUGUUUGGAGGAUGAAGGCUGUGACCUGUUAGUCAAUAAAUCUGGAUGGACUUGUACACAGCCAGGAGGCCGAGUCAAAACCACCACGGCUCUAUGACGCGACAAGAGUUCCCCUCGACAUUCUUGCACUAUGGAGAGCAUUGAUGACCCCUUGA